This is a messenger RNA of Brassica rapa (field mustard), 1089 nucleotides long. RefSeq names its product tRNA (guanine-N(7)-)-methyltransferase. NCBI's taxonomy places the organism in Eukaryota, Viridiplantae, Streptophyta, Magnoliopsida, Brassicales, Brassicaceae. Gene Ontology annotation, cellular component: tRNA methyltransferase complex. Gene Ontology annotation, biological process: RNA (guanine-N7)-methylation; tRNA methylation. The record is from RefSeq and is a predicted model, not a curated record. Gene Ontology annotation, molecular function: tRNA (guanine(46)-N7)-methyltransferase activity.
UUGAGUAACUGUAAUUGCGCGCGUUAAUUCAAACUGAAACAACGUCUCAUAUAGAAUAAUGGGUCAAUCUGAGAUCGUAAUGGGCUUAUAGCCCAUUAAUAACUAUUUGAAUUUGGGCCCAUUUAAAGCAUGAGAACCCUAAUUACGUAGCUUAAGCUCUUCUUUUGUCUAUCUGCGUCUCUCUCGAAGAUUUGAUUGCGAAGGACAACAAGCUCGAGGUGCAGAUUGAAUCAGUUGAUAAUGGAGAGUGAAACGAAACCAACCUUCAGCAAAUCAACAGGCCUUCCACGUAAGCGUUUCUACAGAGCAAGAGCUCAUAGCAACCCACUCAGUGACUCUCACUUCCCCAUUCCCAUUUCUCCAUCUCAUCUGGACUUCUCGCUUCACUUCCCCAAGUUCUUUGGAGCCAACAACGAAGAAGUCUCCAAGAAGGCUGAGUUCGCAGAUAUCGGAUGCGGCUUUGGUGGCCUUCUCAUCUCCCUUGCAACGCUCUUCCCUGAUACGCUCAUGAUCGGCAUGGAGCUGAGGGAUAAAGUGACUGAAUACGUCAAGGAACGGAUCUUAGCCCUGAGGAAGACGAGCUCGGGGGGACAGUAUGAGAACGUCUCUGUCGUUAGGACGAACUCGAUGAAGUACAUUCCGAAUUACUUUGAGAAAGGACAGCUUUCCAAGAUGUUUUUCCUCUUCCCCGAUCCGCAUUUCAAGGAGAAGAAUCACAGGAGGAGAGUGAUCAGCGUUGAUUUGCUUGAUGAGUAUGCUUACGUUCUUAGAGCUGGUGGGAUUAUAUACACGAUCACUGAUGUUGAGGAGCUUGGAGAGUGGAUGAGGUCUUGCUUGGAGAAACAUCCGAUGUUUGAGUCUUUGACGCAAGAUGAGCUUGAUUCGGAUCCUGUCGUUGAGCUUCUGUGCAGUGCUACUGAGGAAGGGCAGAAAGUUGCUAGGAAUGGAGGACAGACUUUCAGAGCCGUUUUCAGACGCAUUGCUUAUGUUUCUUGAACUCGAUUUCUUGUUCUGGUAGUGAACAUCUUAUUGUUGUUGUAACACAGCUUCUUUCUUAAUUUAAAAUUUUUGGGAUAGUAUUUACAGAAA